This is a messenger RNA of Aspergillus uvarum CBS 121591, 900 nucleotides long. It is a transcript of the gene cyp1, whose product is annotated as putative peptidyl prolyl cis-trans isomerase (CypC). Gene Ontology annotation, biological process: protein folding; protein peptidyl-prolyl isomerization. Gene Ontology annotation, molecular function: peptidyl-prolyl cis-trans isomerase activity. The transcript has 3 exons. Lineage: Eukaryota; Fungi; Ascomycota; Eurotiomycetes; Eurotiales; Aspergillaceae. Bases 60 to 548 code for a protein of 162 amino acids. Gene Ontology annotation, cellular component: catalytic step 2 spliceosome. The record is from RefSeq and is a predicted model, not a curated record.
CCAUCCUUCCCCUCCAAAAACUCGCAUAUCAGUACUAGAGUACUAGCUUAUCUUUCACAAUGGCCACUGAUGUAGCAUUCGAUACGAGCAUGGGCUCGUUCACUGUCGAGCUCUACAAUGCGCAUGCGCCCAAGACGUGUAAGAACUUCGCAACCCUUGCGCAACGAGGAUACUACAACGACGUCAUUUUCCACCGCAUCAUCCCCAACUUCAUGGUUCAGACUGGCGACCCUACCGGCACCGGAAGAGGAGGAAGCUCCAUCUACGGCGAGAAGUUUGAGGACGAGAUCAACCCCAAUCUGAAGCAUACCGGAGCUGGCAUCCUGAGCAUGGCGAACAGCGGUCCCAACACCAAUGGCAGUCAGUUCUUCGUCACGCUGGCACCGACGCCGUGGCUGGAUGGAAAGCACACUAUCUUCGGCCGCGUCAAGAGCGGCAUGAGGGUGAUCCAGCGCAUGGGCCUCGUGAAGACGAAUGGCGAGGAUAGACCGAUGGACGAGGUCAAGAUCAUCCGCGCCAGGGUCGUGGAAGAAGGUACGGACGAGUGAGAUCGUUGCGGGGGAACAUCGAAUACCGCGAGGCAGAUUGGGUCAUAGAGCUCCGUCGACACAUCCCAUCGAUGUCUACUUCCUGCCAGUGGAACGAAGGACGGCCUUCGGGCCGUAUGGAGGUCAGGAUGACCAGAGCUUGAGAAGCAUCCUGACGCCGGUAACCACGCUAUUGGCGGCGUCACGCACAGCACUGACAGCCAUAUUUCUGUGCCAUCACGGCGAUACAUGGCUCAAUUGUUGGGUUACAGAAGCUACAGCUUGCUAUCUGCGAAGGAGAGAAGGUACACUCAUGUAGUUCGCAGACAAACAGAUGAUUUUAGAUGAGUGGAAUGUAUCACUACAAAACGAA